Molecule: messenger RNA, 4228 nt
Organism: Leucoraja erinaceus (little skate)
Lineage: Eukaryota; Metazoa; Chordata; Chondrichthyes; Rajiformes; Rajidae
Gene: ofd1
Product: OFD1 centriole and centriolar satellite protein
Exons: 23
Coding region: 67-3201 (1044 amino acids)
Biological process (GO): epithelial cilium movement involved in determination of left/right asymmetry
Cellular component (GO): ciliary basal body; centrosome
Molecular function (GO): protein binding
Source: RefSeq, a predicted model, not a curated record
AGCAAAGCUAUAAGAUCUUUGGUCGGAGCUGCGAUAACGACGGGUUUUUUAUAAAUAAAAGUAAAAAUGGCUUCUGGAACUGGUCAAGCUAUUUCUUCAGAAGAACUUCGGAGAAGACUUUAUCAGACGUUCAAAAACAGAGGUGUCUUGGAUUCUUUAAAGUCUCAGCUUCGAAAUCAGCUUGUUCAUGAGCUAACACGGCCGGAUUUAAAUGGACGUUUACUUUCACAUGGUCACCAUCGACAGCAUUCUUCUACGGAUGAAAACUCACUAUUAAUUAUGGCAGCAAAUAGCAUUGUAGCCGAUCACCUAAGCAGGACAGGAUACGAGUACUCACUGUCCGUCUUCUUUCCAGAAUGUGGCUUAGAAAAGGAGAAGGUAUUUACAUCAAAAGAUCUGCUACAGAUCAUGAAAAUAAGCUCAAGAUCAGAACUGUACAAGUCCAUUAUCUCACAUCAUCAAAAGGACCAUCACAAAGGAUUUCUUAUUCAAUUCCUGAUGGAGCUGACUGAUCAUCGCCUAACAAAAGACUAUCGAGAUGCAGAGGUCCAGACCAGCUGUAUUCCACAGUAUAAGGAGUCUAUUGUUGACAAACUUCAAAUGAUUGACGAAGAAUAUGCGACUUAUCAACCAACAAAUAUGCAAGAGGACUUUUGGGAAACAAAACUACUUAAAUAUCGCAAACAGAUAGAAGAACAACUUCAGGCAGAGCUACAGCAAGAGGUGCAGCAUUUUAAGGACGUGGAAUUAACUAAAAUUCAGAUUCAGGAAAAGGAGCGGUCAAGGAAGGAUGGCGAAGACCACAGAUUGAAACUAGAUAAAAUGUACCAAUUGAAAGCUGAAACGUUAAUUGCAAGAGAGAAGAAUGCUAUUGAGAGACUUCAGAAACAGCAGGAGGUUGAGGAGAAAGAAAUCUAUAUGCAAAGGCAAAGUUUACUGAAAGAUAUUGAAGCUCUACGUAAUAGAGAAGUAGAACUUAGGCAACGAAUUGAAUCCUUUGAGUUGACCCAGAAUUUGCAUGGGCAGAAGAACAAGAGUAUAGAAGACAGUCUCCAAAGACGGGAGCUGUCAGUAAAAAACAUCGAGGAGUCUUACGAGCAAAAGCUUAAGAAUGAACUGUGCAAGUAUCAGCUGGAACUGCAGGAUGAUUAUCGGAAAAGAAUGGAGAAAGUGGCAGUAAAUGAGAAAAGAAUUGAAGGAGAAGCAGCUCGGUUACAUGAAGAAUCUCUUAUCAUACAGUCCAGUAAAGAGGAACAUCAACAAACCCGCGCUCAAGCGAUGAAGUUGGAGGUUGAACUAAACGAAGCCAAAAGCCAGAUUUGUUUGCUCAUGAAGCAGAAUGAGCUACUGAAUGAAAGAUUACAGGACACAGCUGACCAUGCAUCGUUAAAGACUGAAAAUAUACAGUUUCAGACUGAGAUCAGACUCCUCCGGAAACAGUUGGAUGAAGCUCGUUGCGAAAAUCAGACACUGUGUACAAUGUUAAACGAACCUUCUGCUGCGCACACAGCACUUCAAGCUGAACUGAAGAAAACAGAAUAUUCCAGAAAGCUUGAGCAGGAUGAAUAUCAAAGGCAGAAAGAAAUAUUUGAGCAACAGCUGAAGAAUGAGGUGGAGCGCUGUGCACAGGUGAGAAGCCAACUUUUGGAAUUUGACGAUCAAACCAGAAGGCUGAAUGGGCAGGUUGAUGAUUUGAAACUUCAACUGCGGCAGACACAGUUGGCUUUGGAGAAUGAAGUGUUCCGUAAUCCCAAGCACUCACUGCUUGAUCGGUCAGACAUUGUACCUGCUGAUACUUACGUAGAUACUGGUAUACCCAGGAGCAGGGUAGUGUUUGAAGAACGCCUCUUUUAUCCAGGUGCUGGCACGUGUGCAAAUUACUCUAAAUACAUUGGAACGCCAAAUUCUUCAUCAGAUUCAGACCAAGAUUUUGUUGCUGGAGCCAAGGCUCGAAUAAGAGAGCUGGAAAAGGAGUCAGAGAAUCUCGAGGAAGCCUAUAGAAACUACCAAAAUAGGGUUAUUCAAACUGCUAUUCAGAGGAGUUCGGAGAGUCAAUAUUUUUCUCAAUUGCCAGUUAACAGUAUUCUCAGUAAAAUGUCAUCUACACACCAGCACAGAGUGACAUUCGCAGACUCUUUUCUUUCUUCCAAUCAGUUAGAGCUCUCAACAAGGCAGCAAAUAUCUGAAGGAAGUCAUCGACCAGUAAAUAAAUUUGAAGAUUACCAGACUCCCCCUGUAUGUCUGUUCACACCCCCAAAAUAUAGCUCUUCAACCCCGGUCAAACAGAAGCUUGAAUACGGAGCACGAGUGGAGACCUCAGAAGGUACGAUUCAUCAGAAGUGUGAGGAUAGAUCAUUUAUGACCUGUGUUCCCGGUGUAUCAGAACAUCAGUCAUCAAUUACAACCAGUCAAGUACAAUCCUGUGAUUUUCAAGUUGUCAAUACAGCAAAUUGUCCUUUAUCCGUCAUCUGUGCUGCGAAUGAAAGGUCAGAAAAUAAUCAGAUUGAUAAUCCUGUGUCUAUGCCUUCAACAUUUCCAAGGUUUAAAGAGCGACUCGAUCAACCUGAUGAUCAGUGUGAAAUCAUGCAAGAAGGCAUUUCAAUGCUUAAUGAGAAUGUAUCCCAGUGGUGGCAAGAAAACGGGGAUAAAGGCUCUGUUUCUUCACAAGGCGAAAAGAUAAUUUCCACUCCAGCAGAUGCAUGUAAAAUGGAACGGAUUGAAGAUGUGAGCAAACACAGCGAAGAAGAAGAAAGCAAAGAAGAAGAGGGGGAAAUCGGGGAAGACGAUGGAGAAAGCAAAGAAGACGAGGAUAAUCAAAGGGUGAAAGAAAACUCAUGGGAAGAUCAGAUACAAAGGGAUCGGGAGAAACAAUGUCUGGAAAUCCAGGGAUCACGGGAAAGAGAAGAGGCAGAACCGGAAUUACAAGAGCAGGAAAACAUGGAGGAAAAACCAGUGAUGGACCAAGGCGGACAAAGCCCAGAGGGACAGACUCCAGAAAUUGUAGAAUUACCUGCUUCAAGUGCAGACCUGUUGGAAAAAUAUAUGAAACUAGUUCAACAGCAGAAGGAAGAAGAACAACAGCAGGAUGAGAGCUCGAAGAAGGACGUGGGAGAUGAGAGUUCUUUAUUCCAAACACUGUCUGAUGGGAAAAUUGGCAGUCCUGCAGCUUCACAUGAAGAGACCGAGGAAACAUUCUGGUGAAUUUGCCACCGAGCAGCUGACCUUUAUAACAGGCCUAGCACAGAAAGCAUUUCAGCUACACUUGACAUUUUGUUAAAUAAAUUGUUUUAUUGAAAUUUUAUAAAUCUUAUGCCUUAAGACACAAUUCGAGUUUUUCAAAAAUACUUACCUUGUUAGUAAAUGAUGAAUAUUUAUGUAAAAGUCCUAUAAACAAUAGAAUGCUUGGCAAAUAAGUGUAACCUCAUGUUUAGCUGCACUACACAAUCUUGAGAGAGAGAAGAAUCUAAUCUUUGAUCUGAAUCCUCAACUAGUUGCUCAUACAGCCAUAGAUUUAUGUUUACCUGAUGUUUAUCUCGAUUGACUUGACAUAUGUCAACGACAAAGGAAAAUAAAUGAAAAGGAAGUUUAAAAAAGGGUACAAAAAAGGGAAGUGAUGUUAACAUUUGACAAUGAAGGUGAUGGGUAGACAUAUUAAAACAAAAUCUGGAGAUAAAACAGUUUUAAACUAGUACAUCUUCAAACCAAAAGUGUUGAUUGCUAUCUUCAGCUGUAGUAGUGAAGGUACCAGCCGCAUUGUGAUUAAUCAUUUUAAAGGGAACUAUAUGAAGCUGCCUUCACUUACAGUGGAAAUUACUAAAUUUGCUAAUCAUGCUAUAAAAAUGGUAAGUUACAGAAAAUUAUUCUACAUCAUACAAGUUCACUGGGUAAAAAUGUCUUGCUCAAGCAAUAAAACAGUAAUGUUCUGUUAUAGUAAUAUAACCUUAAUUCUUAGUUCAAAGAAAGCGUUUCAGAAACAUACCCACAUGCUAUUUUGUCCAACAAUACAUUUAACUGUAUUGCCUUUGGAAACAAAAAGUUAACAUACUAGAAAUGUAUAAUGAGACUACUUUAAACAUCUGAACAGUCUAUAAGAACGAGCUUUUAAUCAAUUGUUAAUGAGUUAGCACAUAACUACUACUAAAAAAAAUAGAAAUAGAAAUUUCUACAGAAAAGAAAUAGAACUUUGUGUUUCUUUUUUUCUUGAAUGUAUUAUGAAGUAUUUUUAUAA